AUGUUAAGCUCACGGACAAAAGAAAUCAAUGCUUAUGGCAAGCGUGCGAGAAGAGUGGUCGAUGCCACAGCGGCCCCUACUCUUACAACGCCUGAGAGUCAUAUCAUCAGCAUCUUCGAUGACUUGCCUCCUGCCCCAGAGCAAACGUCUUUGAAGAACAAGAUGAAGAAGAGGGAGAACUCUGUACCGUCCAAGGCCAAACCUAUUUCAGUCAAAGUGGUUGGACUACAGAGGAAGAAACGUCUAUCUCCCGUAAUUUCUCCUCACAAGAAGAAAUCAAUUAUGCGUGAGGCUCAGAUCAUUAUACCAGCUGGGAGAAAUAAAAAUGCCGUGGAAACUAACGGAUUAAAAGGAAAACAUACAGAAGAUGCGGGGAAUACAGAUGUUACAUUAACCGGAACUUCUGGGUCACCACCGCGAGCGCCUCUCUCGGCUGUUCCCCUCAACAUCCCAGGUUCCCCUGCAAUCUCUCAGGGCCGCUUCUCUAAUUUAGCGAAGAAACAUUUGAAACCGAAAUCAUUCUCCCCCUUCGUUGACGUGGAUAUCAUCGUUCUUGAUGACGACGGGCGCACUGUCCGUUCAGAAAAGCGAGUCAAUAAAGACAGAGCAAACAUAAAAGCAUUCAAGGAACCUCGUACUUCUAAACCAUAUUCGAAGUCUGGACUUUCCGCCACCACCCUUCAAGAUAAUGACGAUAGUGAUUAUGAACCCAGUGGUUUCGUGAAACCGCCAAAACGCCGGACUACUCGCAAACCAAUAGUAAUCUCGUCUGAUGAAUCCGACUCUGAAGAACAUAUCACCUCGCGGGUACUGAAGGUUGGCUUUAACAAAGAAACCAUUUCAUCGAAAACUUCAAUCGCUUCUUCGUCCAAGCUUUCUCGUGCCAGUUCAAUGAGUAUCGUGGAAGUACUCAUUCCGCCUGCCCCAUAUAAACUUUCAAGACCGCCAUCGUCUAGCGAUUCUUACACAUACAAUGAGAAAAUUGCAGCGGGUAUACCCCAAAUAGUGGAGCAAGCGGAGCCACAAAGAUACCCCGCUGUUGCAUCUCCCAACAUGAAACCACGACAACUUACACCUAUUCGCGGCUCCCGUAAACGGCUUUUUGAACCUCCAUCACCUCCAUCACCUACUACAACAACAGAUAUUGAUCUUUCCAUUGAUUUGAGUGAACUUAACCUCAACCUCGGCUCUAUUCCUCAAAUCCAGAACUACGUUGAAAUACCUGAAUACCUCCUGCCUCUUUUGGAAGAAUGCGGACAAGAAGCAUAUGGGCCACACAAUUUCUCUAGCUUUAUCGAAUCAUUUCCAUGUGAUCCAAUACUGCAAUGUGCUCGGGAAAGUCGAGGUUUUGACAUGAAAUUCAAGAAAAUCGGAGAGGCCAGCUACUCCGAAGUGUUUGGAAUUGGCGACGUUGUACUCAAAGUGAUACCACUGAGGGAUGAAUCGAAACCCGAAGUAACACAUUCAGAGGAGGAUGGCCCUGCGCCCAGUGAUGCCAAAGAUGUGCGCAAAGAAAUCAUUGUUACAAGGGCAAUGGGGGAAGUCCAUGGAGGAUUCGUCAAAUUGCUGAAGUCCUAUGUUGUGCGAGGCCGGUACCCCGAAAUCCUUCUUCAGCUUUGGGAUGAAUACAAUGAGCGUAAGGGCUCAGAGAGUGUCCGUCCAGAUUCCUUCAAAUUGUCGCAGGUCUAUGCAAUUAUCGUUCUCCCGAACGGAGGAUCCGACUUGGAAGCAUAUACCUUCCAUUGUUCCAGCAGAAAUGGUUGGAGACAGGCUUGCAGUCUGUUCUGGCAAGUGGCGAAGUCACUUGCUCAUGCCGAGCAUUUAGUAUCCUUUGAGCAUCGCGACCUUCAUUGGGGUCAGAUACUGGUGAAGAAUGUGCACACGCAGAACAAUGCUCUUAAAUCCUUGAAUAUAAAUCAAAAGGCGAAACCUAAAGCAAAGGCAGAUCGCCUUUGGAUGGAUGAUAUUGCCCAUGGUGUUCAAGCUACUGUAAUAGACCUUGGUCUUUCUAGAAUGGAUGCUGGCGAUGGUGAUGGUGGUGAUCAUGUUCAUUGGACGCCAUUUGACGACGAGGUAUUUCUGGGAGAGGGUGACUAUCAGUUUGAUGUUUACCGGAUGAUGAAAGAACUAACUGGUGGAUCUUGGAACAAGUACCACCCUGUUACGAAUGUGCUGUGGCUACACUACCUUCUAAAUAAACUAAUACAUGGAAAAGGUCUCAAACCUCCCACUACCCCUCGCAAACAAAAGGCUUCAGAUCCAUACAUACCUACGUCUACCGAAGGUUUUUUUUCCGAGAAAGAUUGCUAUGAAUGCCUUGUGGACCUGGAGAAUUGGUUGGGUAAAUCGUUCGCAACGUUGGCAGAAGCGACACGUGUCCAUCCAGUUUCUGCGCCAAAGGGGAAGACUAAACGUAAAAACUGCGACCUUGUCAAGCCUCUGGCUUAUUCUGGGCCCGGUUGCGCUGGAGAAAUAGUGGUGUAUGGUGUUAAGAGAGAAUGGAUUAGAUCUACGCGACUGUAUUGA
Messenger RNA from Psilocybe cubensis, 2526 nucleotides. Its product is annotated as Serine/threonine-protein kinase haspin-like protein hrk1. The transcript is spliced from 5 exons. Gene Ontology annotation, cellular component: nucleus; cytoplasm. The coding region runs from base 1 to 2526 and encodes 841 amino acids. NCBI's taxonomy places the organism in Eukaryota, Fungi, Basidiomycota, Agaricomycetes, Agaricales, Agrocybaceae. The record is from RefSeq and is a predicted model, not a curated record. Gene Ontology annotation, molecular function: histone H3T3 kinase activity. Gene Ontology annotation, biological process: intracellular signal transduction; mitotic cell cycle.